CCCGACCCUUUUUCACGUUAUCACCCAUCACCCUUCUCUCUCUUCUCUCUCUCUCUCUCUCUCUCUCUCUCUCUCUCUUUUCUCUUGUCUUUUUGAACCCCCGUAGUAAGGAUGGCGUCUGGUGCCCCGGUUCUUUCGGCAGAAGAACUGCACACUCUAUCGGCGAAAGCUAUUGCGGCCAAAGCCACCGCGCAUUGUCCCUAUUCUCAAUUUCGCGUCGGGGCCUGCAUCCUGACCCGGUCUGGCGAGUACAUCCCGGGUGCUAAUGUCGAGAACGCCGCAUACCCCGUGGGCACAUGUGCUGAACGAGUGGCCUUUGGAACUGCCGUUGUUGCCGGCCAUAAAGAUUUUAAAGCCAUUGCCGUCGCCACGGAUAUAAAGCCCGCUGCAUCUCCGUGCGGUAUGUGCAGACAAUUUAUGAGCGAGUUCACUGGUCCUUCUUUCCCCAUCUACAUGUACGACGGAGAGGGUAAUUACAGCCUCACGACAAUGAACGAGCUCCUCCCCAGAUCCUUUGGACCUGGUGACUUUCCUGGUAAAGAGACGCAAUAAACCGACUUCAUUUUGUGAUGAAGCACCUUUCUACAGAACCUACCGCCGGGAUCCAAUUCUGGACUUGCACGCUCUUCCCUGUCUCCCUCUCAUCAGAUGUUUAGAGAAUCGCCGCCCUAAACCCUGCGUUAGUGAGAUGGGCCAGGAGCUGUAAAUGUUCGAGAUUCACAGGACAUGUGUAUUUUGUACAGCAGCUGUGACAAAUAUUGGUAUAAAAAAAUGAACAUUCGAAUUAGCUGUCCCAAAACAUCAACCCGCUGGUCAAACAACGGUCAAACACAUGCACUCGUUUUGUUCCAAUAACUGCCGGGGUUAAAUGAAUGAUCUGAAGUGGAUAUACGCUAGCUAUUCAUCGUUAUUACAUUAAAACCGAACAAGA
This is a messenger RNA of Aspergillus steynii IBT 23096, 931 nucleotides long. RefSeq names its product cytidine deaminase. Lineage: Eukaryota; Fungi; Ascomycota; Eurotiomycetes; Eurotiales; Aspergillaceae. Gene Ontology annotation, cellular component: cytosol. The coding region runs from base 112 to 552 and encodes 146 amino acids. The transcript has 5 exons. Gene Ontology annotation, molecular function: zinc ion binding; cytidine deaminase activity. The record is from RefSeq and is a predicted model, not a curated record.